Miniopterus natalensis is the source of this 1869-nucleotide messenger RNA. It is a transcript of the gene RAB9A, whose product is annotated as RAB9A, member RAS oncogene family. The record is from RefSeq and is a predicted model, not a curated record. Gene Ontology annotation, cellular component: late endosome; phagocytic vesicle; lysosome. Gene Ontology annotation, molecular function: GTPase activity; GTP binding. NCBI's taxonomy places the organism in Eukaryota, Metazoa, Chordata, Mammalia, Chiroptera, Miniopteridae. Gene Ontology annotation, biological process: retrograde transport, endosome to Golgi; Rab protein signal transduction.
AUUUGUUUAGCUCCUUUAAUGUAUUGUUCUAACGUGCAUAUUCAAAUUCAGUUCUUUUAUAAUGCAUUCUUCCUGAGAUAACCAGCCUUCUUCCCAGUACUGUAUCCCUAUCUUGUGAUGUGCAUCUGUUUCUUUGCAUUUUAAUUCCGUCUCCCAAAAUGAAACCUUAAACUGCCCCACUCUUUUCUUUCUUGUAAAGCACUUUAAGUGCCUUUUAUGGGUCAGUGUCUUAAUAUAGGUAGAUACAUUUAUGCUUACUUCUUUUAAGGGCCUCAUUAAACACAACAAAUAAAACAUCUUCACUUCCAGGAUUAGCAGUUUCCCAUAAGCCUGUCCACUGAACCAUCACAGUUCAUGGUCAUAAUAUUAACAACAUCUCAAGAGUGAAGGAGAAAAUGGCAAAUAGUGAUGCCAAGUAAAGGUGAAAGUCUUGAGAGUGUUAUGAGUUACACAAAUGGAUCACACAUAAUAUACGAAUGAUGCAGACAUGUGCCGAUCAUUUCUUGAGGUCCAAAUUCCUUCAAGAACCUGAUGAAACCUUUUUUACUUUUUCCAGAGGAAAACUGAAGCUCACGUGCUUCCAUCCAUGCACUCAUCCUUAUUUCACGUGAUUCUAGGUGCAUUUCCCCCUUGCAGCUUGUUCAUGGAUUCCCAGAAACUUCCUGCAUUCCUAUGAUGAGCCUGGCGCAGUGGUGAAUCGCUUCCCCCCUGUUGUUGGGUCUGAGUGAAUUUUCCCGAGUCUGAGAGAUGAUGAUGCUUGAACUGAACAACUAAGGGUUCUGAAGUCAAAGAUCUUGAGAUUAAUAAUGGCAGGAAAAUCAUCACUUUUCAAAGUAAUUCUCCUUGGAGAUGGUGGAGUUGGGAAGAGUUCUCUAAUGAACAGAUAUGUGACUAAUAAGUUUGAUACCCAGCUCUUCCAUACAAUAGGUGUGGAAUUUUUAAAUAAAGAGUUAGAGGUAGAUGGACAUUUUGUUACCAUGCAGAUUUGGGACACGGCUGGCCAAGAGAGAUUCAGAAGCCUGAGGACGCCCUUUUACAGAGGUUCUGACUGUUGCCUGCUCACUUUCAGUGUUGAUGAUUCUCAAAGCUUCCAGAACCUGAGUAACUGGAAGAAAGAAUUCAUAUAUUAUGCAGAUGUAAAAGAGCCCGAAAGCUUUCCUUUUGUGAUUUUGGGUAACAAGGUUGACAUAAGUGAACGGCAGGUGUCUGCAGAAGAAGCCCAAGCCUGGUGCAGGGAGAACGGCGACUACCCUUACUUUGAAACAAGUGCAAAAGAUGCCACAAACGUCGCAGCGGCCUUUGAGGAAGCAGUUCGAAGAGUGCUUGCCACCGAGGAUAGGUCGGAUCACUUGAUUCAGACAGACACCGUCAGCCUGCACCGGAAGCCCAAGCCUAGCUCCUCUUGCUGUUGAUGGCCAGAGAGGUUGCCGUGCGUCCUAACCAACUCUCACACACACAAACAGGGGAGAGGAGAAUUAGCAUUUGCAGCAGUGGAUCUUGUACUCAUAAAAUUAACCAUAUUGCUGCUUCAUAAGUGGGUGGGAGAAGGGACACAUUCACUCACAGAAGAAUCUAUUUACUCAAUAAUGGCACCUUACAUUUAUAAAUUGUAACGGUUGUCUAAUGUUUAAUUUAAACAUGUAAGUUACAGAGCUAAUAAAUGAGUUGACCAAGACUUUGACUUUACUUAUGAUUAAAACAAAACACUUGAAUAUUCUAGAAAUUAUUGUUCUUUUCCUGGGAAAAUGGAGAACUGCUUUUUAUAUAUGUAUAUUUUUAUGUAAUUAGCAUCUAUUCCUGGUUCAAGGGGAAAGUUUCUUAAAGCAAUAAUGUUAGAUAUUAAAGAUUAAAAUCGAAUGCAUUUGUGCU